Daldinia caldariorum is the source of this 1080-nucleotide messenger RNA. Its product is annotated as thioesterase family protein. Lineage: Eukaryota; Fungi; Ascomycota; Sordariomycetes; Xylariales; Hypoxylaceae. Bases 247 to 735 code for a protein of 162 amino acids. The transcript has a single exon. The record is from RefSeq and is a predicted model, not a curated record. Gene Ontology annotation, molecular function: fatty acyl-CoA hydrolase activity.
CAACCAGUUGCUCUGUUCUUGCAACGGGCCGCCAAACCCAUUUUCUUUUUCUCAACGUUUUCUGCAAUUUCCGUUGAACAUUGACCUAGAAUAUCGCUCACCUCGACUACACCGAAUGUAAUUCGGUCCGGACUUAUCAAACCAGAACUUGACAAUCUAUUAAACCUGGAGAGGUCCUUUCUUUUCCCCUCCCCCUUCAACCUGAGGCCAUAUUAGAGGCUUCUUGUGUGUUCUCAGCUCGACGUCAUGGGGUCCGUUGAGCAAGGGCCAUCGGCUGUGGAGUCAAACAGCGACGAAGCCGUCAUCAAGUCCCAUAUUGAGGAGCUGACCGCGACGCAACUACCCAAUUCGUCCAUCUACAAUUUCCUUCUUUCUGAUGUGCGAAUCCGCUCUGCGUCGAAGGGGUCGAUGACGGCGCGUUUGACGCUCACCCGGAACCAUAUAAACUCGGGCGGCGGCAUCCAUGGCGCCGUCUCCGCUGCUAUCGUCGACUGGGCCGGCGGCAUGGCAAUCGCUACGUGGGACCUGCGUCGUCGCACCGGAGUCUCAGUUGAUAUCCACGUCACUUAUCUAUCGUCCGCCGCAGAGGGCGACGAGAUAGAGAUCACUGCUACGGCCGAUAAGGUUGGCGGGACCCUGGCGUUCACCCGUGUUGUCAUCUACAAAGUUGUCGACGGCGAAGCUGGUCCUGUUAUUGCGAAUGGUUCGCAUACGAAGUACGCCAAACAGCGAUAACAAUAGUUGCGUAAUGGGAUCACGAUUGCUAUACUUCAAAUAUUCAUAUGCUCUUAGACUUAGAAGGGGGUCUACCUACCUACCCACCUAUGUAAUGUGUUAUGCUAGCAUGAUGCCGGGAUAGAAUUAUUGGCUAAGACGAAGGUUUAAUUGGCUCGUUUAUCUCAUAUAAUAAAGUAAAGCCGAAAGUGUAGACGCCUACUGACUCUCAAAGCCAACCACGGCUUUUCUGAAUAUUGUGUAUUGUGACGACGAGUCUACCCUAGAACCUCUGUGUGUGAGCUCCAGCGUUCUAGGGACAACACAACCAUUGCUAUAGUCAAUGUUGAUACCACAGAACUGCCC